AUGGGACACGUAGACAAAAUCGAGCAGGCCCUCAAGAGCCUGGGUGUCCCGGGCGUCAAUGGUGUCUCGUUGGCACAUCUUUCGGGGCAUCUACGCAGGCUUAAGCCGUCCGACAUGACCCAACGCCAACUCCUUGACGUGUAUAUUCUAUGGCUACACCGACGCCUUUUGAAUAUCGAUUCUUCGGCGGCCGGCGACUUGUCUCGGGAGGUCGCCGACUGGCAUCGGUUUAUGAGGACUUUGCCCGCCGAGGAUGGACGUAUCCUCGAAGCAUUGCGCCACUGGAAGAGCGCUGAUCAAGUUGAAACCGGAUCCAAUUCACCGAGGCUCGAGUUCGCUGAGAUUGAGUUGACGAGGUUGUCGAUGCCGUCACUCAAACACCAAACCCCGAAGUUAGAGAGCCGCUUCGGUCAGAUGCACCCUGACAGAGCCAUGAUGUCGCCCAACGCUGCGGCUGGCAUUGACGGUGGCCAUGAUGGCGACGAUGAUGAUGGCAGCACCGCCUUAGCCCUUGGCAGCAAGUUGACGAGGCACGACAAAAACCCUCCCGGACAGGACUUGUCGUUUCUAACAGGAUCCAACACGCUGCCUAUGAGAAAAAAGGCCAAACCUGCUCGAAACAAAGCUUGCCAUGGUCCGAAGUCAAACGGCGUUUCCAAGUUGAAGGAAAACAGCAAAUCGAAGUUGUCGGGGCAGGACAAACUAGCGCUGGAAUCCGGCUCCACGGCACCCGUUGCCUCGAUGAACCAAGAAUAUACUGGUCCUGGCACUGUUCCGGAAUCGUAUGUGUGUCGGCGCUGCUCUCAAAUGGGUGAUCACCACGUGCGAGACUGCACAAACAAGGGGGGUGCUCCCCCCGAGGACACGAAGCCUAACCGCCCCUGUGGCGGUUGUGGGAAGAAGAAUGCGUCUCGCACGAAAAGAUGUCCCAUGAAGCCGAAACCCAAAGCCGAGCAAGGGAAUAAUACCUCUUCCCCUGACCAGGGUUCGAUCAGCAAGACUUUCCUCGCCCGGGAUAAGGGUAAUCAGCAGAACCGCGAUGAGCCCCUCGAGAAACUAUCUCGACUCCGUAUUUCACCGGCGCUAAGUGAUACUCGCAAACGACGGGCAUCUCCUCCAUUAUUCCCCGCGGAUAAGGGCGUCUGGAAGAAGAAGUAUCGCACCUCAAACCCACCGGGCGAGACGGCGGCCAUGACUUGGCUAGGCGUACAGGAUGAUGGUACCAUUAUCCAGCCAUCGAAUCCUAACGAAGGGCGGCUUUCCUAUGACGACGAUAUUGAUCCCAAUUGGCCGCAGUCAUCGCCUGGUCGUGUGAAGGGGGACGCCUCCGUGUCGGCCAACAUCGAGGUGGAUCCUUCAAAGGUGUUGUCCACUCAGGAUAACAAGAGCACCGCUGUUAACCCUCGUAAACUUUCCAUACCCCGCUGGAAGAUACUGAAGGAAAAGUUGCUUGCUCAACGCCAUGAGCGGUUCAAGGCCGGCCUGUCAGUAAUGAUCCGGGAGGAAAGUCUCAAGAGGGAUCUCAUUCUGGUUGUCGACGGCGUGGAACACUACCCCCUCAAGGACCCUUUUCUAGACGAGUUCUUCCGUCGACAAGACACAAUUUGGGUCAACAAAAUUCUCCAGACGAAGCGGCUCCGUGCUACGGAUUUCUACGAAGUCGAUGAUUGGGACUCAGACUUGGAAUCGAGAGAGAGCGGGGAGAUAUCAGAUGACCCGGUGGAAGACCAGUAUUCUACUGCCUGUGCCGACGUUUACAUGGGUGAUGCUGAGUUCUCACCAGCUGCCGCCAUGGGCGGUUUGACGGGUGGCCACCAGGCGACACAACGGAGUGACGAUGAUCUUGCCACUGGAAACACCGCUAGCGGGUUCUGCUAG
Messenger RNA from Dichotomopilus funicola, 1878 nucleotides. RefSeq lists its product as uncharacterized. The coding region runs from base 1 to 1878 and encodes 625 amino acids. The transcript is spliced from 2 exons. NCBI's taxonomy places the organism in Eukaryota, Fungi, Ascomycota, Sordariomycetes, Sordariales, Chaetomiaceae. The record is from RefSeq and is a predicted model, not a curated record.